GCUUUCUGGAAGAUUUAUCGCUAGCUCUAGAACUCGCCUUCUGGCUGACUUUCUGGGUUUGUCUCGAGAGAUAACUUGUUUUGCUCCAGCCCUCAUCCCCUUUCCUUGACUUCUUCAAUCGGAUGUUCUAGAUGACUGAAUGGAGUUUUGAGUUGGACUUUUGUGUCCCUGUCGAAAUUGAGCCUGAUCCCAGAGCACUGGGUGUGGGGUUGAGGUGUUUUUGUAAAAUGCAAGUUGGAUAAAAGGAGAACCUCUUGCCAAGGGCCCCAAUGAGUGGCACACAGUCUACUAUCACCGACAGGUUUCCCCUCAAAAAACCAAUAAGGCAUGGAAGUAUUUUGAACCGAGAGUCACCAACAGAUAAGAAGCAGAAAGUUGAACGCAGUGCAUCCCAUGAUUUUGACCCCACAGACAGCUCCUCCAAGAAGACAAAGUCUAGUUCAGAGGAGAGUAGAUCCGAGAUAUAUGGUCUUGUUCAGCGUUGUGUGAUCAUCCAGAAAGAUGACAAUGGAUUUGGGCUGACAGUCAGUGGAGACAAUCCAGUCUUCGUACAGUCUGUCAAAGAAGAUGGAGCAGCCAUGCGGGCUGGAGUACAGACGGGUGAUCGAAUCAUCAAGGUGAAUGGAACUCUGGUGACUCAUUCAAACCAUUUGGAAGUGGUGAAGCUAAUCAAAUCUGGUUCCUAUGUAGCUCUCACUGUUCAGGGACGCCCACCUGGGUCGCCCCAGAUUCCACUUGCUGAUUCUGAAGUAGAGCCAUCAGCCAUUGGACAUAUGUCUCCCAUCAUGACAUCCCCUCAUUCACCUGGAGCAUCUGGGAAUAUGGAAAGAAUCACCAGUCCUGUGCUUAUGGGGGAGGAAAACAACGUGGUUCAUAACCAGAAAGUAGAAAUUCUGAGAAAAAUGUUACAUAAAGAACAGGAACGGCUACAGUUAUUGCAGGAAGAUUACAACCGAACACCUGCCCAAAGAUUGCUAAAAGAGAUCCAAGAGGCCAAGAAACACAUUCCUCAGCUGCAAGAGCAGUUAUCCAAAGCCACAGGCUCUGCUCAGGAUGGAGCUGUAGUUCCACCCUCCAGACCUUUUGGUGAUACCCUAACUGUAAUUGAGGCAGAAGCAGAUCCUGGAGAUGGACUGGGCAAGACUGACUGGAGCAGUGGAGAGACAUCUAGGCCCAGUAGUGACAGUGCAGAUGAAUGGAAUUUCCCAGCCGGUGUCUUGUUUGUGGGUAGAGAAUUUAAUAAUGCCAGUGCUUUUUUUACUGAACCGAGAGGCCAACUGUUGAUAUCUUAAGAGCAUGUUAAUAUUCCAUUUGUGGUUAGAGUGACUCAGUCUUGAAUCAUGGGGCACUUUGCCAUUACAAAGAGGAAAAGCCUUAGUCCUGUUCAUAGACUUCAUUUAAUACCUCAGGUUUAGUAACAGCACUUUUCUUGAUUAACUCAGAGACUACCAUAUAAAUAUGGGUAUUUUUUAAGAUGAUAAUAAAAUAUAUUGAGUUGAAUAUGAUGUAGUACCACAGUUACAUGAAUAUUAAAAGCCAAGUUCAGAGUUACUCACUGAAGUAGUAUGCUGUGAUAGCAAGAAAAACUUAGAAAUAGAUCAUCCUCUUUAAAGAUGUUGAAGGGAAGUAGUUGGAGUCACCAUUUUUGUAGCUGUGGGUCAUGAAAUCAAAUUAGUGGAUUGUGACUAGUGUUUUGUUGGGUUUUUUUUGGAUAUCCUUUUAUUGGUACAUUUUAGAUGUACAACAUAAUGACAUUCAUCGUUGGAGAUAUGC
Heterocephalus glaber (naked mole-rat) is the source of this 1773-nucleotide messenger RNA. The record is from RefSeq and is a predicted model, not a curated record. NCBI's taxonomy places the organism in Eukaryota, Metazoa, Chordata, Mammalia, Rodentia, Bathyergidae.